Messenger RNA from Hyaloscypha bicolor E, 846 nucleotides. RefSeq lists its product as uncharacterized. The transcript has 3 exons. Bases 1 to 846 code for a protein of 281 amino acids. NCBI's taxonomy places the organism in Eukaryota, Fungi, Ascomycota, Leotiomycetes, Helotiales, Hyaloscyphaceae. The record is from RefSeq and is a predicted model, not a curated record.
AUGGCCUCCAGCGCCAGGCAGUACAGGCAAUGGAUCAAUACGAUAGACUAUUUUUGGCUUAUCAAGGAUAGUGAUCCGAGUUAUCUUGCUAAACUUCUUGGACUGAGUGUCCGAGACUUUUCAACAUCGGGGAGCUUCAGGUAUCGACCAAAGUUAAGGAAACAGACAUUGAAUGUGCUUCUGAAGAUUGAAAAACUUUCAAUUCGAUGGACUACAUUUAUUGAGAAUCACCUCAAACUGGACAUAGAGAAGUCAACGCUGUGGGUCCUUUGGGUAACCUCCGAAGAUAUAUACAUACCACUAUAUAAUUUCCAGGAACGGUGCUUGCAACGGUUCUCUGAGUCUACCCCUGAACUGAUUCAGAGAAAUAUUUCACUUUAUAAAUUCCAACAGGAGAUUGCAGCGACAUGGGCAAUACUUUUCACUACCGGAGGUAACCUCAGGGAGAGAGCGACAGAAUACAGGCGAAUCAAAGACCCACCUUGGGCUUCACCUGAAUCCUUAAGAUUCCAGAAGCACUACCAUCUCCAACAUGCCGCCAAGAUCCACAAGAAAUUCAAGAUAAUGACUCGAGAGAGGACUCCACUCAGAUAUGCAGAGUUCCCGAUUCUCGAGACACGGCUUAGACAACUUCGUCAUUACAUGGACUCUAGCCAACCUCGCACACUCCGCCAGCUAUGGAACGAUAAUCGAGACACACUCAGCUAUUACACGUUUUGGGGCGUUAUUAUUUUCGGCGGUUUGAGUGUCUUUCACGCCUUCUUCUCGCUUAUGAUUGGCAUCGCUCAAACUGUUGCAGCCUUCAAGACGCUCGCUGUUACCACCCCUCCAGUACCAAGUCCUUGA